Messenger RNA from Aphanomyces invadans, 1774 nucleotides. RefSeq lists its product as hypothetical. The transcript has 2 exons. Lineage: Eukaryota; Oomycota; Saprolegniomycetes; Saprolegniales; Verrucalvaceae. Gene Ontology annotation, molecular function: protein dimerization activity. The record is from RefSeq and is a predicted model, not a curated record. The coding region runs from base 46 to 1269 and encodes 407 amino acids.
GAGACUUCGACGAAUCCCGUCGAACAGUGGACUUCGAGUCCCGUGAUGCAUGGGCUCCCAAAGUGCUUGAGACGCCCAUGCACACACUUCACUGUCUGUCCAGAGCAGUGCAGUAAAGCAGCAGGUUCGUCGAUGGAGCCAGCCCCGCCGCCGCUGCCCCUGCACUCUGCGACUUCGUACCUCCCGUUGAAGUCGAGCAGCUACAGUCCCGCCAUGCAAAUGGAGACGCGCCAGAGGCGCGCGAGCGCCACCUCCAGUUCUGGAAUAGGUCAAGAACACAGCACGACCUUCCCAUCGAUGCACGUUAACCUUGGUGUCGUCGACGGCAGAAGUACCAUCGUCGGGAGGCGUCCCCGUGCCACGAGCGACUCGAUCUUUGGCUCGGAAGGAAAUACUCCAACGUGCGGUAGCAGCAGCCCGGACACGACGACACCGUCACACACGCCGUCCGACAUCUCUCGGAAGCAACGGCAUAAUCUGCGCGAACAGCGACGCAUCAUGCGGAUCGGCAGUCAGUUUGACCACCUCAAGGCGAAACUCGAAGCUGUCGGGUUCAUCUCGAACAAGAAAGACAAGCAUAGCAUUCUCCAGGCAACGAUAGAGUACAUUGCGGCCCUGGAAUGCGAGGCUGCAACAACGCGAACAGCGUCCUCAGCUCAGUCUUCGUCGCCUACAUUGGAGCUCAACGAAACAUGCGAGCCUGCACCACACGGGAAAGAAAACUCGCCGCACAGCCAAUACGGUCACGUUCUCCGAGCUGACCCUGCCUUGGACCCCAUGCACGUACUUCAACAAGCACAGCCACCCACCCCGCAGUACCAGCCAGCUCCGCCGGCCCACUCGUCCUCCAUAGAGUGCCUCUGGAGCCUCGCAGCCCCCAUGGCCCCGUCCUUGCCAGUUCCCGAGCUCGUAGCCGACUCUACAGCGUCGUUCCGGCACGUAUUCCUCCACACGAGUGUGCCAUCGCUCAUUGCGCGGCUCGACGGCACCCUCGUCCAUGCCAACUACCUCUUUCACGAGUACUUUCCCACCAUGGUUGACGACUACAAUCAUACUCUCUACGCGCUGUGCAUUGCGUCCGACGUGCCGAAGAUGCAGUCCCUCGUGACGAAGGUCCUUACGUGCGAUGUCCACUCUGCCCAGACCAAAAUGACGUGGCAAGCUGGGAGGGCAGGCCAAGUCAAGCUCGUGUUUGUGUCAGUGGCUCUCGUGCGAGAUCACGCCGGCCAGCCCGCGAACAUCCAAUGCACCGUCCUGCCCAUGGCAUGAGAAGAUGCACGAACAGUAUUUAUGCACGAAAUAGAGAUAGUCUUCGAUCGCCCCGAGAGAUAUCCCUGCGGUACAAGGAAUUGUACGGUGGAGUCAAACAGAAUGGCAGAUGCGUUGGAAAUCGACGAGGUCUCGACGACGGCGUGGACUGGAACAGGGUUCACAAGGAACUACUCCCGUCGGGGGAGUGCUCGGUCCGAGAGAGUGACGCGUCAGCCUCCUCAUGCAACGUGCGCAGUAAUACAUGCAUGUCGGCUGGUGUGUACCGCUGAUUCAUGGCACGGUACUUCUUGAGCUGGAUCACCCCUACCAUUUCCUUGACCUUCCACCGGCCAACAUGUACGGCACGUUUGAUAUCUUCCUCGGCUGUCAGGUGGGCUUGCUUGAAGAAGGUCGCUUUGGCUUUCUCACGGACGUAGUCUAAGCCCAGAGGGUAGUCCCGCCCGACCGCAAGGACUCGCUUGUAUACAUCUCGCACGAGCGGAUGCAUGCCUGGGAAAAUGUG